Messenger RNA from Telopea speciosissima, 1636 nucleotides. RefSeq names its product stomatin-like protein 2, mitochondrial. Gene Ontology annotation, cellular component: membrane. Lineage: Eukaryota; Viridiplantae; Streptophyta; Magnoliopsida; Proteales; Proteaceae. The record is from RefSeq and is a predicted model, not a curated record. The coding region runs from base 139 to 1479 and encodes 446 amino acids. The transcript is spliced from 9 exons.
UCUUGCCGAAGCCGAAUUGAUGGGAAGUAUAUAAGAAGAGGAGAGUGGAGUCCUUGAGAGCUUAGGUUCCAUUACCCCAAAAACUGAAGUUAACGAAGGUGAAGAAGCAUAGAAUAGAAUUGUGGAAAGGAAGCGGAAAUGUGGAAACUGAAUUUCAAGAACACAUUGACACUGAGAUCGCUGAAUGACUUUAACGAAGCAGCAGCGAGAGGUCUAAGAGAGUUCUCAUCGGCAUCUUCAUCGUCACAACUUGUCAGAAGAUUGCCAGCGCUCUUGAGCCGACCCUCCCUAUCCCAAUACCAAUACCAAUCCCAAUCCCAAUCUGAAAUCUGGAUCCCUUUCGGCACCUCUAUCCGACACCUCCGUAGCGGUCGCCCCCAUCGUGACGAUUUCAGUGCCAGGUAUGAAGUGACGCCACCUACCAAUUGGGGCAUCCGAAUCGUUCCCGAGAAGAAGGCUUACGUUAUUGAACGGUUCGGAAAGUAUGUGAAGACCCUUGAUUCAGGAAUUCACCUGCUGAUACCGUUUGUUGAUCGAAUCGCAUAUGUGCAUUCCCUCAAGGAAGAGGCCAUUCCAAUUCCGGACCAGUCUGCUAUUACAAAGGAUAAUGUCAGCAUCUUAAUAGAUGGAGUUCUUUAUGUCAAGAUUAUGGACCCAUUUCUGGCAUCCUAUGGUGUUGAGAACCCACUUUUCGCUGUUAUUCAGCUCGCUCAGACAACCAUGCGAAGUGAGCUGGGUAAGAUUACGCUGGACAAGACUUUUGAAGAGAGGGAUACCCUGAAUGAGAACAUCGUGAAGUCAAUUAAUGAGGCUGCCAUGGAUUGGGGCCUGAAGUGUCUACGAUAUGAGAUACGGGAUAUAUCUCCUCCUCCUGGCGUAAGGGCAGCUAUGGAGAUGCAAGCAGAAGCAGAACGUCGAAAACGAGCUCAAGUUCUUGACUCAGAAGGAGAAAGACAGGCAAACAUUAAUAUUUCAGAUGGGAAGAAAAAUUCAGUAAUUCUAGAGUCUGAAGCUGCCAUGAUGGAUCAGGUGAACAGAGCUAAAGGAGAAGCGGAAGCUAUCCUUGCUAGAGCACAAGCAACUGCAAAAGGGAUAUACUUGCUGUCAGAUGCUAUCAAAUCUAAUGGAGGUGUUGAGGCAGCAAGCUUGAGAAUUGCAGAGCAAUAUAUCCAAGCCUUCGGUAACAUUGCUAAGGAGGGCACAACUAUGUUGCUCCCUAGCACUGCUGCCAAUCCUGCCAGCAUGAUGGCUCAAGCUAUGACAAUCUAUAAAAGUGUUCUAGAAAAUGGUUCUGGUGGUGGACUGCAGCAGAUAUCUCAUUCCGGGUCUCCAGGCAACAGCGAAGGUGAUUUUCCUUCGGGAAAAGCUGGAGAGGAGAGGAGCCCUGCACCUGAUGUUAUGAACGUCAAGGAUCCUGAGACCAUUUCAUCUGUAGCAGGUUUUUCAUUACAGAGUCCCAAGAAGGAAGAAGAAAACUGAAGCCAUCAUCAAAACUUUGAUCAAGCCAUAUCGUGCCAUUCAAUUUUGUCGUCUAGGCAGCUGUUUAGGUUCAUGUCUUGUAAUUGACUUUUCCAAAUUUUUCUUUCGUUUUUAGGUGCUCUCCUGUCCGUUGGAUUUAAAAUGGAAUGAAUUGACA